Molecule: messenger RNA, 870 nt
Organism: Fusarium sp. VM40
Lineage: Eukaryota; Fungi; Ascomycota; Sordariomycetes; Hypocreales; Nectriaceae
Source: the annotation of a GenBank genome assembly
AUGGCGGCACAACUCAUUGCUCUGCCAGCCAUAGAGCGUCUCAGUCCUACUUGUAUCCGCAUAUUGGGUGGUAACCCAGGCAAAUUCACUCUUCAAGGCACAAACACAUACCUUCUUGGUACAGGACGUCGUCGGCUUCUCAUUGACACAGGUGAAGGUCGCAAAGCGUGGGUCACGUCCAUUCGCGACACUCUGCAGCAGGAGAAUGCAACCAUCGACGCCGCACUCAUUACGCACUGGCAUCAUGAUCAUACAGGCGGUAUAAAGGAUCUUUUAAGCAUAUCACCCGGGACGAGAAUUUACAAACAUACACCAGGUGAAGAGCAACUAGGCAUCAACCAUGGACAGUGCUUUGAGGUUGAUGGCGCGACGCUAACAGCGGCGUACACUCCGGGACACACCAAGGACCAUGUUGUGUUUGUACUCCAGGAGGAAGAUGCAAUGUUCACUGCCGAUAACGUGCUCGGUCAAGGCACUGCAGUUUUCGAAGACUUGGCCGCCUACCUGGGGAGCCUGGAGGAAAUGAAGGGUCUCUUCAAAGGCCGGGCGUACCCUGGACACGGGCCAGUUAUCGAGGACGGUCCAGCCAAGAUUACAGACUAUAUCGUUCACCGAAAACAGCGUGAAAAGCAGGUAAUCCAGACACUGAAAACAGGGCCCGAUGGAAAGGAGACUCAAGAUCCCAUGCUAUGGUUUGCUUGGUCAGCGACAGAGCUGGUCGAGGUGAUAUACAAGGACGUGCCCAAGGAUCUCCACCCAGCAGCUCGUGGUGGUGUUUUGCAAAUUUUGGGAAAGCUAGAGGGCGAGGGCCGUGUAUCCCAUGACGGCAAUAAGUGGAAGAUGUUGGCGGAGGAUCGCUCGUCGCUGUAA